CCGGCCCAGGCGCUGCUUUGCUCGACUCGGCGGCGGGAGCGGCGGGCGAUGGCGGGAGCGGAGGAGGACGGGCCGGGGGCCGACGCGACCUCGGCCCUGGGCGCGCUGCUGGGCUACCGCGCCUACGCGCGCCGCUGGGUCUUCUUGCUGGUGCUCAGCCUGCUCAACUUCUCCAACGCCACGCUGUGGCUCAGCUUCGCGCCCGUGGCCGACACGAUUGCCCACCACUUCUUCCUCUCCACCAAGCAGAUCAACUGGCUUUCGCUAAUCUACCUUGUGGCGUCCAUCCCGUCUGGUGUGGUGGCCAUCUGGGUUCUGGACUCUGUUGGGCUCCGCUGGGCAACCAUCGUGUGCGCAUGGCUGAACUUGGCUGGGAGUGUGUUUAGAACCCUGCCCUUCCUGUUCAUCGAGAUCCAGGACCCAUUUCCCUUCCUCAUGGGUGGGCAGAGUCUCUGUGCCCUGGCACAGACCCUGGUCAUCUUCUCUCCGGCCAAGCUGGCUGCCUUGUGGUUCCCAGAGCACCAGCGAGCCACAGCCAACAUGAUCGGCACCAUGUCAAACCCCUUGGGCAUCCUGGUGGCCAACCUGCUAUCGCCUGCCCUGGUGAAGAGGGAGGAGGAUAUCCCCAUGAUGCUGGGCAUCUAUAUCAUCCCUGCCGGCCUUGCCUGUCUCCUGGCCAUUGCCUGCCUCUGGGAGAGCGUACCUCCUAGCCCACCCUCUGCAGGGGCUGCCCACUCCACCUCAGAGAAGUUCCUGGAUGGGCUGAAGCUGCUCUUGCGGAACAGAGCCUAUAUCAUCCUUGCCGUGUGUUUCGGGGGCGGCAUCGGCAUCUUCUCCAGCUUCUCGGUCCUCCUGGAGCAGGUCCUUUGUGUGAAGGGCUACUCCAACGAAUUUGCAGGCCUUUGCGGGGCUCUCUUCAUUGGGUUUGGAGUCCUGGGGGCACUGGUUCUCAGCCUGUAUGUGGACCGGACCAAACACUUCACUGAAGCUGUCAAGAUUGGCUUCUGUCUGACCUCCAUGGUCUGCGUGGCCUUUGCCCUGGUGUCUCAGCUGCAGGGACAGACCUUCGCGCUGGCUGCCCUCUGCUCACUGCUGGGGUUCUUUGGCUUCUCGGUGGCGCCCAUUGCCAUGGAGCUCGCCGUUGAGUGCUCCUUCCCUGUGGGGGAGGGUGCAGCGGCAGGCCUGGUCAUCGUGCUGGGGCAGGCCGAGGGUGUGCUCGUCAUGGUCCUGCUGACUGGCCUGACCACACGUCGCGCGGAGCCGUCCGUCUCCACCUGCCAGGAUGGCCAGGGCCCACUGGACUGGAUGGCUGCUUCCUGGUGUUCUUCUUCCAUACCCGGUACCGGCGCCGACAGGCUGAGGCCAAUGAGAGCCACUCCAUCCAGGAGGACACGUCCCCAGAGGCUGCAGAUCACGCGCCCUGCCCGGCAGCCGCCCCCUGAGGCUCCACUCGGCCACACCCCCACGACCUCCAGCAUGGACUGUAGGAAGCUCAGGGGCAACUCAUUCCUAGAGCCCUUCUCCUGGCCCUACCUGCUCGUUCGGGGGAGCCCUGAGCCGCUGGAGCCCCCAGGACUUGCAGAGAGGUCACAGGGGUCCCUGCAGAGUUCUGGAAGCCAAAAGAGCAGUUGGUGCAUCAAGAAGUGGUCCUGGGGACAUGAAGGGGAGGCCAGGAGGGGUAGGCUCUGGUCACAGGGUGACAGCAUCCCGCAGAUGCCAGAGGGCCUUGGAGUCCUCGGCACACCCAGAGCGCAGCAGGAUGGCCUAGGGGAGACCCUGUGGCUAUAGCAUGAACUGCUGGUGCUGUGUGGACAAGCAGCCGCUGGCCAGGCAGGUGCCCCAGUGGCCAGGCCAGACCCAGGGUGGUGGCUGGUGCAGGAGCAGUGUGUGGGGGAUGGACCUGGCAUGAGGGACAAGGGCUGGUGGGGAACUGGAUGGAUUGGGAGUCCUGAGGGCCCCCGGCAUGACUGAGUCUGGAAUGGACACUUGUGAGAAAUGCCUUCCUUGAGGAAUCCCAACCCAUAGCUUUUCUCACCCUCUGCUGACCACUGAGUGACCUGACUCCCAGCAUGAGUGCUAGGACAGCAGGUGGGGUCAGGCUGGGCUGGGAGGGGGAAGCAGAGGGAGGGCCCUACAGGCAGAUCGAUGCUCCCACCCCCACCAGACCCUUCCCCUCCAGACUCUCCCAGUUCCAAGCAAACACUUCCACCCCCAGUGGACCCUCCCCCAAACUCUCCCCACCACAGCAGACACAUCUCCCACCCCCAGGCAGAGGUUUCCCACCUGCAGACCCUCCCACCCGCAGGUGGACCCCUCCUCCUCUCCCUCUGCAGACACUGGCAGGCAGGUUUGUGGGUUCAUGUUUAUUGAACUGGCUGCAGCCCGGGUGCGGAUGGAGGAGAUGCCCCUCAUUCCUCCUUCUCCUCCCCGUGGGUGAGCACGUAGCUCAGUGCCUUAUAGUCCAGGUUGCCUGCAGCAUCGAUGGUGGCAAACUGGAACAUCUGGUCAACCUGCAAGCCAGUAUGGUUGGGGGAGUCAGGCCCAGGGACGAGGGGAAGGAGCAAAUGGUCUGAUGAAUUACAGGCACCGAACUCCAGCCA
Messenger RNA from Mirounga angustirostris (Northern elephant seal), 2600 nucleotides. RefSeq names its product solute carrier family 49 member 3 (gene SLC49A3). Gene Ontology annotation, cellular component: membrane. NCBI's taxonomy places the organism in Eukaryota, Metazoa, Chordata, Mammalia, Carnivora, Phocidae. The record is from RefSeq and is a predicted model, not a curated record. The transcript is spliced from 10 exons. Gene Ontology annotation, biological process: transmembrane transport. Gene Ontology annotation, molecular function: transmembrane transporter activity. The coding region runs from base 49 to 1788 and encodes 579 amino acids.